GUGAGAUGGACAAAUUUUCAAGCACUGGAUACGAACCAUGUUAUAAUUGUCCAACUGGUAGUAAUAGUAGUAUCAGUGGUAGUAAGAAUUGUACCAGACUUAUUGUACAACCUCCUUCUCCUGUUGAUUAUUGUGUGAAUUCUCCGUGUGGGAUACAUCAGUGUCAAUCCAAGUCUAAUAAUUACGUGUGUGUUUGUAAUAUGGGUUACCGUGGUAAUACCUGUCAAACGCCUCUAGAUCCAUGUACAUCUCAUCUGUGUAAAAAUGGCGGAACGUGUAUCAGUAACCCAUCUGCAAAUGCGUAUACAUGUUCCUGUACGGAAGCCUAUGGAGGACAAUAUUGCGAUCAAGAAAAAGCAUCAAGUGCAUCACAGUGGGGUGAAUGGCAGUUUUGGGAUCCAUGUAGUGCUAGUGAUUGUGGUGAAGGUGUUGAAACUAGAACACGUGUUUGUGUUUUUGACACAAAUCAAACACCCUGUAGUGGUAGUUAUGACGAUAGUCGUCACUGUAAUCUACCUAGCUGUCAAGAUUGUUCUUCCAAUGAUCUUCAAUUUCCAGCUGGCACAAAGGUAACAUGCUCCAGUGUAGGAUCUAAUUUAACAUGUACUGUUAGUUGUGAUGCCGAUUAUGAAUACAACUCUUCACUACCUGUGCAUACAUGUUCUAAUGGUGUUUGGUCUCCAGGAAGGGCGGUAACUCCCUGUGAUCGAUCAGCAGGCUGGUCUGUUUGGUCUAACUGGACAAGAUGUUUAUCAUGUAAUGACAGUCGUACCAGAAGUAGAAGUUGUAACAGUCCACCAUCUUCAGCCAGUGUACAGCCAUGUUCUGGUUCAAAUACCGAAACAAUGCCAUGUACUCAAGAUCAAGAACUGGGCUGUUCAGACUGUAAUGAAUCCGAUCUUGUAGCUGCUUCGGGUGCUGAAGCCAACUGUACUGGUACUGCUUCUAGUAUGACGUGCGAAGUUUUGUGUAGUCCCGGUUUAGUCUGUCUUGAGAUACCACCAGUUUAUCGCUGUAACUAUGGUUACUGGACGCCCUCAAAACAGUUGAUACCAUGUACAAGUACUGUUCCGGCACAAUCCGUGAGUCUUACUUUUACAGCUACUUAUCCUAGUGUAUCCUGCUCUAACCAGACGCUGAUGAAUUCCAUAAAACAACAGCUUGAACAGAAGACACUUAUUCUAGAUUGUCUUAAUAAAUCCUUAUGUUCUGUAAAUAUUAAUACUGAUUGUAACAGUAAUAUAAACACAGGGAGAAAGAGGCGCGCCACUGGUGAUACCAUUGUUAACAUGGCUCUUACAUCCCAACAAAAUGUGGGGAAUUUAGAUUUGGACCAAUACGUCAACAAUGGCCAAGUAAGUUCCACUUUACAACAGCUUGUAACUUCUUUGGAUACCAUGGAUAAAUCCGCCCAGCAGAUUAAAGAUGACAGUUCUUUCUUUAGUGUAAAUACAGACAAUGGUCCCACUUUACCAGGUAGUAUAGAAGCGAACGGUGUCAUCAGUUGUACUGGACAAUCUAUCAGUCUGGCUGGAGUGUGCAUUGAAUGUCCACCUGGAACCCAUCAUAACGGAAGUAGUUGUGUAUUGUGUGAAAGCGGAUCCUACCAAGAGUUGUCUGCCCAGAGUUCGUGUAAGCCAUGUCCAAAUAGUGGAACAACAGUCACGGUUGGCUCCUAUGGAAUCAGCCAGUGUACAGGGGUUUCUACUUCCAUUGCACCAUGUGAUGAUAAUAUGCUGAUUGCUAUAAUAGUACCUAUUGUGUUGGUUAUAUUAAUCGUUGUAAUCGCUAUUCUGGUAUAUAUUUACAAGAAAAAGAAGGGAAAUGCAAAAAUUUCUGAUGAAGAAAAUAAAGAAUUGAAAUAUAAUGGAAAUGGGAAUGGAGCAAAGUCCAUGAGAUCAGGAUCAAUUAUCAAAGUACAUCGGGGAUCAUCUGUGGCCCCAUUGUCAACGACUAAAUGAAUCAAGCUUGACGAUUAGAAAUACAAGAAAAUGAUUUAUUAUAGCUAGCGGGAAUACUUUAACAACGGUUACAAAUUUCAAUACGUGUGGUUACAAAUUUCACAGACGACAACAGCACCCACCAUUUAUUAUAAGAUAUAUUUCUCGUUACGGUUGUAGAUAAACUGCAUUUUUAAUUUUACAGUCAAUUAUCAACUGACAGUUUUAUGUCAGAAUACAAUAAUUUUGUUGCUAUUUAAUAUUUGUAUCAAAAAGAUAUAGCAUUUCCAAUUGAGAUAGUUUAAUUCAAUAAAAGUUUAUUAUUA
Patella vulgata (common limpet) is the source of this 2266-nucleotide messenger RNA. Its product is annotated as neurogenic locus notch homolog protein 1. The record is from RefSeq and is a predicted model, not a curated record. Gene Ontology annotation, molecular function: calcium ion binding. The transcript is spliced from 12 exons. The coding region runs from base 6 to 1961 and encodes 651 amino acids. NCBI's taxonomy places the organism in Eukaryota, Metazoa, Mollusca, Gastropoda, Patellidae.